Molecule: messenger RNA, 908 nt
Organism: Colletotrichum phormii
Lineage: Eukaryota; Fungi; Ascomycota; Sordariomycetes; Glomerellales; Glomerellaceae
Exons: 3
Coding region: 1-510 (169 amino acids)
Source: RefSeq, a predicted model, not a curated record
AUGGCCAAGGUGACACACACGCACCCCAUCAUCCGAGCUUUCAUCAACCUCCGGAAUGCGAAGCUAUCUUUACCAGUGAGCCUACACCUCCCCCCCUCCCUCCCCGUUCCGCUCCCCCAAGACGCCGAUCUGAACGCCUACAAGACCCACCUGACCCUGAAGCCGCCCCACGAGAUCAGCAUCGCCAUCCCGGGCGGGCUCGCCGUCCGCAUCAGCGACUUCUUGCCCGGCGGACCGGACGCGCCGAUGCACCGGACCGAGACCCUGGAUACGGGCGUGCUGGUCGAGGGCGAGCUGGUGCUGGUGCUGGAUAGCGGGGAGACGGCUAUCCUCAAGAGGGGCGACGUGUAUGUGCAGAGGGGUACGAUCCACGGGUGGAAAGAGAAUGUGAGCGAGACGGAGGUGGCGAGGUUGUUUGUUGUGCUUACUGCGGCGGAGAUGCCUGUUUUUGGUGGGGAGAAGUAUGGGCAGGUGCUGCCUCUUCCCCCUACUGAUUCGGAGGCCGAGUAAGGGAGGCGAAUUGAGAUAUCUUUCUCAUAUGGCUUGAUAGGCGACGAGGGGGUUCUGGCUACGGGAGAUGAACGUUCAUGAGGUUAGUUUGUACAUGUAACUUGAAGGGAGUUCCGGACCGUCGACGACGAGCUGCUCGGUAGCAUUUGACACACUACGGGAGCUUAGCGUAGUAACGGAGAUGUUGAGUUUAGUGUUGUCGAGUCCCUUCAGGCGUCAUUGGAAUUCAAGUGUUGCAACAUCGCCAACAUCUUUGGCCGGACUACAUCAUGCAUGCGCGAUAGAUCUUCACAGCUGACUGACCUCAGUUACCUGCAAUCCUGAUCUGCGCCAGUCCCUGAACGACCCGUAAGGCAGUGACAAGGUACCGAUGAUUCGGCAAAUAGACCAAGUUGAAG